AUGCCCCCCUCGCCGCGCAGCCUCAGCCCCAUCUCCCUCUCGCCCAUUUCCGGCCUGCACCCGUACCAGCCGCUCGCGCUCGAGCUGGACGACACCCCCGCCUCGCCGAACCAGAAGCACAAGCAUCUCCACCAUCACCGCCGCUCGGCGCCGCCAGACCUCGACCCCGCGUUCCUCCUCCGCACCCCGCCCUCGCCGGCCCUCUCAAGCUCCAGCCUCAAGGGCUCGCGCAGACGCAAGCGCCACACCAUGGGUGCCGACCUUGCCGCGGUCGCCGAUCUGACCAACAAGCUCAUGGCCGUCGCCGACUCGCCGACAUCCAAGCCCCGCGGGCUCCGCUCCCCGGCGCCGCGGUCCCCGCCGCCGCGCUCACCGCCGGUCAGUCCACACCCCCAUGUUAACGAGGGCGAGCUCGCCCCGUUCCGUCCUGGGUCGCGCGCACCAAGCCGAGCAGCGUCGGUCGCGAGCUCGAGCCCGGCCGUGACUCGCCCGCGCUCGCGUCCGCCCAGUAUUGCCGGCCCGCUGACAACCCCUGGGACACCGUCCCGGCCGCCCAGUCGCGCGGCGAGUCGCGCUGGCUCGCGCACGGGGUCCAUGGGCAAGGCUGGGCUGAAGCGGCACAGUCGGACCAGAAGCCUGGCCGAGGAGAUUGCGGACGCUGAGAGCAAGCUGCCAUUCUAUGACAGCGACGACCCCGAGGAGAAGAAUCGGGAUAACUCACGCCAGCAGUACUGGGUCGAAGCGAUGCGCGACGGCCCGACGUCGCCCUCGCCGUCCAAGGUGCCCGUGGCACGGCGGUCAUCUGUCGGCUCGGCAGCGGGAUCAGCAGCAUCGGGGUCCAGCCGCGCUCCCACACGUGCUCACGUGCGUCGCGACUCGGUCGAGUACGGUGGCGGGCGCGUGUCGAGAGAGAGCGCGCGCCACUCGAGUGGCAGUCAGUCGCCGGCGCCGCCCGGCUCGCCGUCAUCGCGGAUCCCCACGCGGAUCCCGUCACUGAAACGCAACGACACCGUGCAGAGCAUCCAGAGCAUGCAAAGUUUCAAGAGUGCGAAGGGCUCGCCCAUGCACGCUCCGACGCCCACCCAUAUGCCAUCGCCUCCAUCCCGUCGCCUUUCCACCCCCGCAUCACCCAAACCCAUGGCCAAGAAGAUUGGGCCGCCGGCCCCGCUCAAGCCCACGCCGCCGCCGACCGCGGCGGCCACGACCACCCCCACGAUCAAGUCGCCCGCGCCAGCCGCUGCUGCGAAGAAGAACCCCAAGCCGAAGAAGGAGCCCAGCAAGGAGGAGAAGGUGAGAACGCCGUCAGCGUCGAUGUCGCGUUCGGUUAUCAAGGCGCUCAAGCCGAAGGGGAGCCUGCGAAAGGCGGCGCUCUCGCCGGGAGGCUCGCCAGAGCCGACGCCGGAGAAGACUGGGCGACAGCGCUCAAACUCGUCGUCUGGGACGCCGGCGUCAUCGGGGUCCAAAGGCAGCGGUGCGUUCGCGACCCUCGUGGCCGCGUCUAACGCUGCAAUGCUCGUUCCCUCCUCGACGACUUCACCAAAGAAGGUGUCCCCAGUCUCCAGUAUCGCCAGUCUCAAGAGCUUUGCCAGCUCCCUCAGCCACCGCUCCAGCAAAGGCGAGCGGAGCAGCCUCGUUGACUCGCUCUCGAGCGAGGAGAAAGGAAACGCCGCACGUGCGCCAUCAUCGCCGACGAUGGAACAGAAGGAGGCGCUCGCGCCACCUCAGGCGCACCUCGCACCGCCCGAGCCAGAUCAUGAGGGAGAUCACGACACGUCUUCCCCUGAGGGCUCGCUCACGAGGUCCAAGAGCGGGCGAAAUAUGUUCUCCCGUCUCCGCACGCUCAGCUUCACGCCCAAGCCCGCGACGAUCACCCCUAAAGCCACAAAGGGCGGUUCGCGUCCGCCGUCGGUGGUCGACGUGUUCGCACCCUCGGGUGAGAAGAAGUCUGCUUCGACGUCGUCUCGCCACGAGGAGGCCAUUGGAGAGAAUGUCGAGCCCGUCGUGGUCAUUCAGGUCGAGCCGCCGGUCGUGUUCGAACCGGUGCAGGAUGCCACAGACACGGACAACGCCGACGAUGCCCCCGAGCCAGACGCCACUGAUUUCGCCGAUCCCACCACCACACCCGCGAUCAUCCUCUCGCCCCCGCGUUCGCCCGCGUCAGAAGUCAGCAGUGCGGAAAGCGAGUUUGGCGACAGCGAUGGUGACCUUCUCCUCGACUCGGAUGAUGAGCUGCGUACCCGCCCAGGCGAGGGCCUCCUCUCUGACGCCAGCCUCGACGCUGAUGCCGACGAGAACGACCAGUCACAGUCGGGCUCCGAGUCGCCCGGCCUGACGUGGAGCACGGGCGAUUCGCUAGAAAUCGUCAAGUCUGACGGGUCCCUCGGAUCUCUGUCGUCAUCAGGGUCGGAUAACAUUAGCGGUGAAGACGUCAAGUUGGCAGAGGACGACGAAGUCAAGGUCGACCUGGACCAACCGCUCGCCACAGAUGCCCAAGCUCCCAACCCCGACACCGCUCCAGAAGUCCAGUUCCCAGUGCCAGUACCCUUCGUACCAGCCAUCGCUGUCGACGCGAUCCCCGAAGACCCAGAACCGGACGUCCUGUUCCCUGUGCCGGUGCCCUUCUCCGCCAAGGACCACAAGUCGCGCCCUCCCACCCCGGUGGUUCCCCCACUCCCCAGCCGCGACAUCGAGCCUGGCCAGUUCAGCGCCGAGCCUGAGGCGCCCGCGUCCGAAGGCGUGUGGUGGGCCGCUACCCAGCGGCCACCUACCGCUUCGCAGGUUGGGGAACCGGUGGGUUCAGAGCCUGUCACGGAGCCACAACCCACAGAUCCUGUCGAGGAAGAAGAGGUUUGCAAGGUGGACGACGAGGAGCACAGUCGCCGAGUCCGCAGUGCUGCUCCAUCGCCAGAGCCUUCACCUGAGCACUACGCAACUCCCCUCCCUAAUGGUAGACCCAACCACGCCCUCGAGGUCAAACAGGAGGUAUCGGAACCCGCAAAAGAGCCUAUACACCCGGCCCUCUCCUCUGUUACCCAACCUGUGCCCACAAGCGAGCCAGAAGACCCCGCAGUCGACCUGUACACAGCGCCACUCCCACCAAGACAACAGCUCCCCCCGGGGCAGUUUGUCGCCCUCUCCCCAUGCCUCGUCAGUGCGUUUGGCGGCACAUCCUUCUCACACAACCGUGCCGCGCCACUCGCGGGCGGGAGCAUAGCGGCGUUGAUUGGCCUCCCUGGGCUCGGGUACGCCGUUCCCCACCCCCUUGGCCUGCUGCUCUCCGCCUGCGACAGGUGUAGGGGUGGCAACGAACUUCUUGGCUCGUCAGAGUGGUGCGGCUGUGCCCAGCCGCGCCUCGGCAGAGACCUUGCCCCGCGUGUCGUCGCUGGCUACCAUGUGCCAUUGCACCCCGGUCUCCAGCAGGGGCUGGCGACGGCAUCGAGUCUGUUAACCGGCGAAUACGAUGACCAGGAAGAUGUGGAGGAGAUGGACGUGGACGACGAGGAAGAGGGAGAUGAUGACGACGAUGACGACGUCGAGGAAGAGUAGGACGAGCAAACGACAUCAU
Molecule: messenger RNA, 3565 nt
Organism: Vanrija pseudolonga
Lineage: Eukaryota; Fungi; Basidiomycota; Tremellomycetes; Trichosporonales; Trichosporonaceae
Exons: 4
Coding region: 1-3546 (1181 amino acids)
Source: RefSeq, a predicted model, not a curated record